Messenger RNA from Priceomyces carsonii, 1413 nucleotides. RefSeq lists its product as uncharacterized. Gene Ontology annotation, molecular function: small GTPase binding. The transcript has a single exon. Lineage: Eukaryota; Fungi; Ascomycota; Pichiomycetes; Serinales; Debaryomycetaceae. Gene Ontology annotation, biological process: endoplasmic reticulum to Golgi vesicle-mediated transport; Golgi organization. Gene Ontology annotation, cellular component: Golgi apparatus. The record is from RefSeq and is a predicted model, not a curated record. The coding region runs from base 1 to 1413 and encodes 470 amino acids.
AUGGAUGACAGCUUGAUAGAUACAGCCAUAUCAAACCAAGACGAUAAUACCGAGGGUUUUGUUCAAGAAACUUUGAAUGAUGAAAUUGAGUUACCUGUCCCAGAGGCUGAGAAUAACGCCAACUCUUCAGAAUCGAACGAGAUAGAGAAAAAGUUGAGAUCUGAGAUAUCAAAGUUAAAGAUCGAGUUACAACGUAGCAAAGAAGAGGUAGCAAGCGAACAAAAGCUGAUACAUAAGAGUCAAAAUGGAUCUGAAUCAAACGGCAUGGCGAACGGUGACAGCGCACAAGAUGAACUCAAGAACUUGAAACAACAAUUAGAAGCAGUCAGAGAAGAAAGGGACAAUACUAAGUCAUCAUAUGACUCUUUAUUAAGUAGGCUAUCGUCUAUGAAGUCAGUAUUUGCAAAAAUGAAAGAAUCACAAGUCGACUUGGAGAAUACAAAGGAAGAGUUGACGCGCUUAACACAAGAAAAGUCUGAUCUUGAAGGAAAGUUAGAGGAGGCAACUAAAGAAAAUGAGAGGCUACAAUCUGUGAUGAAGAAGCUUGAGCAAGAAAGCUAUGAUUUGAAUAGCGAAUGUGAUAGAUUAAGUAAUUCUUUAACUGUCGUCAGAAGAGAACUUCAACAGAAAGAGGAUACUCUUCAAGACGAGAAGUAUGCAUUAGAAAAUACAAACUCAAGUCUAUCCAAGAAGAUCAACGAACUCAAACAUGAGAUAAACGAGUUUGGUCUAAUGAAGAGCGAAUUGACUAUGGAGCAAAAAUCGUUAUCUCUGAAAAUUGACGAAAUGACUGAUUCUUUAACUGGAAAGGAGAAAGAAGUGGAUUCUUUGAAUUCCACUGUUAAAUUAUUGCAAGAUACGAUUGCAAAGAAAGAUUCACAAAUCUCUGAUUUAAAAGCCAACAUGGAUUCUCAGUCAUUGGAAUUGAACAGAAAAACUGAACAUUUAGCAUAUGAGAACAAGACUUUGAACACCUCAUUGGAUGAAAAAAUGUCCCGAAUAAAAUCCUUGGAAUCUGAAGUUGGCCAAAUUGUAGAAUUGAAAACUGAGUUGAAUAACAAACAAUUGCUAAUUGGUAAACUUAGGCAUGAGGCUAUUAUCUUAAACGAGCACUUAACCAAAGCAUUAUCUAUGAUGAAACAACAGCUGUCAAGCUCCAACAAUACUAUAGAUAGGGAGCUCAUCUCCAAUGUCCUUAUCAACUUUUUACAGUUGCCUCGAGGCGAUUCCAAGAAAUUCGAGGCACUACAACUCAUAAGCGCAUUACUAGAAUGGGAUGAAUCGAAGCAGAUAAUGGCUGGUCUUUCUAACUCCCGUCAAUCUAAAAACGUUUCUGAAGGAGGCCAACCUUCAAGACAGAGUUUUGUAUCUUUAUGGACAGACUUUUUGGAAAAGGAAUCCAGUGGAAAGUGA